UUCUUGAUGCAGGACAGGCGAGCCCUUCACCUUCAACGCCACAGCAGCCCAGCCGCAGUACUUCAAGUACGAGUUCCCAGAGGGCGUGGACUCUGCCAUCGUUAAAGUGACCUCAUCCACGGCAUUCCCUUGUUCGGUCAUUUCCGUCCAGGAUGUUCUGUGUCCCGUCUACGACUUGGAUAACAACGUGGCUUUCAUUGGCACGUACCAAACUAUGACCAAGAAGGCAGCCAUCACGGUGCAGAAGAAGGAUUUCCCCAGCCACAGUUUCUACGUGGUUGUUGUGGUGAAGACCGAAGAUGAAGCUUGUGGGGGAGCGUUGCAUUACUACCCUUUUUCCAAAGAUGAGCCUGUUGACCAAGGCAACCGCCAGAAAACCCUGAAUGUGGUGGUGACUCCUGCUGUCAGUUCAGAGGCCUAUGUGAAUGGGAUCCUUUUCUGCCUGGGCGUCUUCUUGUCCUUCUACGUGCUGACGGUGCUGAUCGCCUGCUGGGAAAUCUGGCGGCGACGGGAGCAGAGGCAGAGGCAGCUACGGCUCCUGAGUGCUGCGGACACCCCCAGUCCAGAAAGGGGCGUACGAGCUUCUCUCCUUGGGAAUCCCCAGGACACCCCGGAUUCCUUCCUGGGGCGCCCUCCUCUCAGCAGCCAGAGUUACGGGUCCUUCGCGGAUGCCGGGUCCACCACUAGCACUGAGAAUGUCACGGACAGCCUGCUUUCCACGGAAGCCUCCUCCAGUUACGCUGAUCGCUCCCUAGAGAACGUGGCAGGACGCCCCCGGCUUGACUCGCUCAGCUCCGUGGAAGAGGAUGAUUACGACACGCUGGCCGACAUCGAGUCGGACAAGAAUGUCAUCCGCACCAAGAAAUUCCUGUGUGUCGCUGAUCUGGCCCGCAAAGACAAGCGAGUGUUGCGGAAGAAAUACCAGAUUUACUUCUGGAAUAUUGCCACCAUUGCUGUCUUCUAUGCCCUCCCGGUCAUCCAGCUGGUCAUCACCUACCAGACGGUGGUGAACGUUACUGGGAACCAGGACAUCUGCUACUACAACUUCCUCUGUGCACACCCUCUGAGCAACCUCAGCGCCUUCAACAACAUCCUCAGCAACCUGGGCUACAUCCUGCUGGGCCUGCUCUUCCUGUUCAUCAUCCUGCAGCGCGAGAUCAACUACAACCGAGCCUUGAUGCGCAAUGACUUCCAGGCUGUGGAGUGUGGCAUCCCCAAACACUUCGGCCUCUUCUAUGCCAUGGGCACUGCACUCAUGAUGGAGGGUCUCCUCAGUGCCUGCUACCACGUGUGCCCUAACUAUACCAACUUCCAGUUUGACACCUCCUUCAUGUACAUGAUCGCCGGGCUCUGCAUGCUGAAGCUGUAUCAAAAGAGGCACCCUGAUAUCAACGCCAGCGCCUACAGUGCCUACGCCUGCCUGGCCGUCAUCAUCUUCUUCUCGGUCGUGGGGGUGGUCUUUGGCAAAGGCAACAUGGCCUUUUGGAUCGUCUUCUCGGUCAUCCACAUCCUGUCCACGCUGCUGCUCAGCACCCAGCUGUACUACAUGGGCCGCUGGAAACUGGAUUCCGGCACCUGGCGCAGGAUUUUUCACGUGCUGUACACGGACUGCAUCCGCCAGUGCAGCGGGCCCACGUACAUGGAUCGGAUGGUGCUGCUGGUGACGGGUAACCUCAUCAAUUGGUCCCUGGCGGCUUACGGCCUCAUUAUGCGCCCCAACGACUUCGCCUCCUACUUGCUGGCCAUCGGCAUCUGCAACCUUCUGCUCUACUUUGCCUUCUACAUUAUCAUGAAGCUGCGGAGCGGCGAGCGUCUGCUGCUGAUCUCCCUGCUCUGCAUCGUCUGCACCUCCGUCGUGUGGGGCUUCGCUCUCUUCUUCUUCUUCCAGGGCCUGAGCACCUGGCAGAAAACGCCAGCCGAGUCCCGUGAGCACAACCGAGAGUGUAUCCUGCUGGGUUUCUUUGACGACCACGAUGUCUGGCACUUCCUCUCCUCCAUCGCCAUGUUUGGCUCCUUCCUGGUCCUGCUGACUUUGGAUGACGACCUCGACUGUGUCCAGCGUGACAAGAUUUACGUCUUCUGAGGGGCACUUGGAGACGCCUUGGCAGAGAAGCCGGAGACCUUUCUCGGGACAGGCGUCCUGACGGCAUCUGGCGGGUGCCGGGGGGCACAGCUGCGGGCUCCUCCCCUCACAAGCACAUCACAGGAGAGCCCGCAGAAGGGAGCAGGGUUGACGAGGGCCUGUCCGAGGACCUUCCUGUCUUGAGCCUCUGAGAGCUGGCCCCGGGGGCCCAGGGCGACGCGUUCAAAUGCUACCUGGGCUACGCCUCUGUCGGGAGCUGUUGGUCUCCCUUUCUCGACCAUCGGCAGAGCUCCCUCCCCCGGGCAAGGCCUGGCAGGUGGAGAGAAAAGGCCUUCCUGUUGGGGUCCAGCACUGCCAGCAACUCUGGGGAGAGGCGCGGAGAGGAACAGCGACAGGCUGGGCUCCUGUGCAGUGGGGCGGCCCUGGGAAACUUCCACGGCGCUCUCUCUUCUCGGUGCCUGCGUUGACAGCCUGAGGGCCCUCCCCUGCAGUGCAGCUGCCUCCUUCCUCUGAACAAGGAGGUCUGGCACUUGGUUCCAAGGAGCAGCGGCCACUAGGAGCCCUCUGCCCACCAGCACUGGCAGCAGCAUCCAGGCAGAGGGGCACCUCCUCCUCCUCCUCCAGCACACGGGCACGAUGCACUUCAUCGCUUAUGGGGAGGAAGUGGGCCAGGGGGUCUCAGUCUGUGGGGCUGAGUGGUCCCUGGGGCACCUCCCUGGCUUUGGCCCCAGAGCAAGCCAGCCCUCAUUUCCUGGGGAGGGGCUUCCUCAAGCAGUCACCGUAACGCAGGGGCUGCAUGUGGGGGAGGAGCAAGAGAAGAUCAGAAAGGUCAGGCUGGCAGGGGGAGGAAGCAGCAGAGUGCCCCUCUUUUCCCCUCGAGGGAGAAGACCAGCCCCCCCCCCCCAUCUCUCCAUUCCUGGUUUCGGACUGCAGCUGAGAUGGUUUUCCUUUGAAACGGUUCCCAGUAUAAAGCGCUGCUGAAGAAAACGAGCAUUUUGGCCUCUACAGAUCCUGCCGCCCAAUGCAAGCGAUAAAAGAUGCCCUCGCCUCGC
This is a messenger RNA of Python bivittatus (Burmese python), 3135 nucleotides long. The record is from RefSeq and is a predicted model, not a curated record. Lineage: Eukaryota; Metazoa; Chordata; Lepidosauria; Squamata; Pythonidae.